Effrenium voratum is the source of this 1511-nucleotide messenger RNA. The record is from the annotation of a GenBank genome assembly. NCBI's taxonomy places the organism in Eukaryota, Dinophyceae, Suessiales, Symbiodiniaceae.
GGGGAUUUCAAGUCGCACGCAUCGAUCCUAGCCAAUGAGCCAUGAGCUGGGCAAUGCGCUCUUUGCGGUGGUGCAGCAGGUGCAGCCGGAGCUGGCGCCGAAGCUCACCGGGAUGCUGCUGCAGCUCGGGGAGGAGAAGUGCCGCACCUGCUUGGAUGACUAUGAAUACCUCGCGGAGAGGUUGGACGAGGCCAUGGCCAUCCUUGACGGCGCCAAUGCGCACGCACAGGCCAGCAAGCCCACGACCCCGGCUUCUGAGAAGCGAGUGGAUCCAGAAGAUGGGACAUCCAGGACGUUUGUUGAGCUGCAGAAGCAUUAUGCGAAGCAGUACUCUCAGCAGGAGAUCAAGGAGUAUUGGGAGUUUUGCAAGCCGGCGGGCGCGAUCGCCCAGAAUGGCACUGCCAAAGCUAUGGGAAAGCCCGAGCCGCAAAGCAAGCCGGCGCCGGCUUCCACGCCGAAGCCCGCUGCUUCCACGCCGAAGCCCGCUGCUUCCACGCCGAAGCCCGCCGCUUCCACGCCGAAGCCCGCCGCUUCCAAGCCGGCCUCGAAGGCGGCGGCGAAUUCUGUGCCAAAGGCUGCACCGAAGCCGGAGCCGAAGCCGGAGCCUGUGACGCCGAAGCCGGCCUCGAGCCCUCCCAGGUCAAAGGCACCGAAGGAGGCAGUUCCAGGUCUUGCCGCCUGGCUGGCAGAGUUACGGCUGGAGAGCUACUUGCCAGCUGCGGAGCAGUGGGCGGAGGAGCAGGGUGCAGUGAGCCUGGAGGAGGUGGUGGAGUUUAGGGAGGAUCUUGCGCAGGACUUGACGCUCAAGGUGUUGGAGCGCAAAAGGCUUGUCGAUGGCGGUGAGGCUGCAGCGCAACUGGUGGAGUCUCAGCCGGCGGAGGAGGAGGAGGAGGAUGAGGAGGAAGAAGAUGGCGAUGAGCUGCAGGAGGGCCGCUAUGCCCAGCUAGACACCGAGCGGGACCUUGCGGCGCUGAGCCGAGUGGAUUCUGAACCUCCAAGCCAUGCGAGCCCGGCAGAACUGCGCGGACAAGCAAGGCCUCCGCGAGGGCAGGGCUUCAGCGCAGGCGAUGAGGUGGGAGCCACUGGAGGCUACUAUGACAAGAGCAUUCCAGCAAAGAAGUCAGAGGAGGCUCCGCAGGAGAGGCGGAUUGACCCAGAAGACGGGCAAGCCAGAACCUUUCGAGAGCUCCAGGCGCUGUACACCCACCUCUACAGCCCCCAAGAGAUCUUGGAGUACUGGACCGAGUGCGAGGCGCCGGCCAAGACAACGAGCGCCCCGACAAGCGCGCCGAAGACUACCAGCGCGCCUGUAGCCGCGCCCAGCGGCUACAAGAGCGGGACGACUCCGGGCGCGCAGCCCUGGGGAGCUGGAGAGAAGCGUCGCUUCUAGCAAGCGGAAGGGCUGCGAGCGAGAUGUUUCCGGGGCAUUUUCCGGAAGCCCCGGCGCCCCCCGUUGAUCGCGUUUGGCGGACAAAGACAUGGAAGGCUCUCGAGCGCGAGCAAGGGGGCUG